Molecule: messenger RNA, 1882 nt
Organism: Salvia miltiorrhiza (redroot sage)
Lineage: Eukaryota; Viridiplantae; Streptophyta; Magnoliopsida; Lamiales; Lamiaceae
Product: tyrosine decarboxylase-like
Exons: 1
Coding region: 126-1655 (509 amino acids)
Biological process (GO): amino acid metabolic process
Molecular function (GO): pyridoxal phosphate binding; carboxy-lyase activity
Source: RefSeq, a predicted model, not a curated record
CUUGUUGUUCUUCCCACCAAAAAAAAAUAAAAAAAAUUAGAAAAACAAGUCUCUUCUUCUAAAAAAAAAUAAAGAAGAAGAUAAAAAAAGAAAAUCGUGCCUUCUAUCCCGGGCCUAAUCCAAUCAUGGGCAGCCUACGUACUGAAGAAGAGCCUGAAAAUGGCUUCCCUACAUCCGUGAAAGCUUUUGAGCCCGAAGAGUUCAGAAGGCACGCUCAUUUGGUAGUCGAUUUCAUCGUCGAUUACUACAAAAACAUGGAAAAUUAUCCGGUCCGGAGCCAGGUGGAGCCCGGAUACCUGAAGAAACGAACCCCGGAUUCGGCCCCGCAGGAUCCGGAGGCCGUUGAGGACAUCCUCCGCGACGUGCGGAAUGAUAUUAUCCCGGGCCUCACCCACUGGCAAAGCCCCAACUUCUACGGCUACUUCCCCAGCAACAUGAGCACCGCUGGAUUCCUCGGCGAAAUGCUCUGCACCGCCUUCAACACCCCCGGAUUCAACUGGAUCACCUCCCCGGCCUCCACCGAGCUCGAGAACAUCGUCAUGGAUUGGAUCGGGAAGAUGCUCCAGCUCCCCAACGAAUUCCUCUUCGCCGGCGGCGGCGGCGGCGUCAUCCAAGGCACCACCUGCGAGGCCAUACUCUGCACGGUCGUAGCCGCCCGAGAUAAGAUGCUGCACAAAAUCGGCCUCGAAAACAUCACCAAAUUGGUCGUCUACGCCUCCGAUCAGACGCACUCCGCCUUCCAGAAGGCCUCUCAGAUCGCCGGGAUCAAACGCGAGAAUUUCCGGGCCGUCGGGACCACGGCCCGGAACGCCUUCGCCAUGACGGCGGACGGGCUCCGGGCGGCGAUCGAGGCGGACCUCAAGGCCGGGCUGGUCCCGCUCUUCCUAUGCCCCACGGUGGGCACGACGUCGUCCACCGCCGUGGACCCCCUGGGCCCGCUCUGCGACGUAGCGAAGGAGUACGGGCUCUGGGUCCACGUGGACGCCGCCUACGCCGGCAGCGCGUGCAUCUGCCCGGAGUUCCGGCACUUCCUCGACGGCGUGGAGAGGACCGACUCAUUCAGCUUCAACCCCCACAAGUGGUUCUUCACCACCAUGGACGCGUGCUGCCUCUGGGUCAAGGACCCGACGUCGCUCAACGACUCGCUCUCCACCAACCCGGAGUAUCUCCGGAACAAGGCGUCCGAGUCGAAGCGCGUCGUCGACUACAAGGACUGGCAGAUCUGCCUCAACCGCCGCUUCCGCUCGCUCAAGCUCUGGCUCGUGCUCCGGACCUACGGCGUGGCCAACAUGCGGAAUUUCCUCCGCCGCCACGUCGGCAUGGCGAAGGAGUUCGAGGGUUUGGUGAGGAAGGACGCGAGGUUCGAGGUGGUGGUGCCUAGGAACUUCUCGACCAUCGUGUUCCGCGUGUCCCCGAUGGGGACCUACCCGAGCUCCGCUCGUGCCUUCGGGGACGAGGGGGCCAACGAGCUCACCGCCAAGCUGCUCGAGUCGGUCAACGACUCCGGCAAGGUCUUCAUGACGCACGCCGUCGUCGGGGGCGUCUACGUCAUCCGCUUCGCCAUCGGGGCCACCCUCACGGAGAAUCGGCACAUUAACCUAGCGUGGAACGUGUUGCAGGAGCAUGCCAAUCAGAUGCUCAUGACGCUCACAUGAAACUCUUCAACUUGUUCUAAUUAGGAAUUUUUAUUGUCCACUUUUUUUAAUUUGUUUCUUGAGCUUCAGAGAACUGCGCAUUCGGAUUUCUCUGUUGUUACAUCUUCUAUUCGAUCAAUGUUACGUGAAUGUUGGAUAAAAAACUUGAGUGUUUUGUGUCCAUGUUAUUUGUCAAACAAAACCUCGCUCAUUUUGUUCAAUGCUAGGUUGCUAUGUAUUUUGCUGCA